Staurois parvus is the source of this 296-nucleotide messenger RNA. The record is from the annotation of a GenBank genome assembly. Lineage: Eukaryota; Metazoa; Chordata; Amphibia; Anura; Ranidae.
GAUGGGGCACUAUUCCUCCCACUGACACCAACGAUGGGGCACUAUUCCUCCCACUGACACCAACGAUGGGGCACUAUUCCUCCCACUGACACCAACGAUGGGGCACUAUUCCUCCCCCCACUGACACCAACGAUGGGGCACUAUUCCUCCCCCCACUGACACCAACGAUGGGGCACUAUUCCUCCCCCACCACUGACACCAAGAAUGGGGCACUAUUCCUCCCCCCACCGACACCAACGAUGGGGCACUAUUCCUCCCCCCACCGACACCAACGAUGGGGCACUAUUCCUCCCCCC